AGAGAGAGAAAAAAAACAUAUACGGUAUAUGAUAAUUUUUAUAAACAUAAACAUCAAAUAACAUGAAUGUGUUUUUUUAUUCUUCACGUCCGGAAUGAAUUGAAAUUUAAAGCAAACUACGUGCGACCAUCAUAUUGUUCACGCUCUAUGAUUCAAAUAUAACUUAUGGGUUAAAUUAAACACUUCAUUAUCCGGUUUCAUAGGAGAGUACAACUGGUGCGCCAAUAGGGCUUGUAGUGGUCGAAAAAUGACAAAAUUGUCGAUUUCCGAGCCAGCCAAACAGACGAACACGCGCUGUUUGCUAAUAGUGUUUCUUGUCGGAUGUAUUGCUGCAUUUGUUAUCGGCAUUCUGAUUGGUCGGUUUGCAACAUGCCCGGAUGAAGAACCAGAAGAGGUCCCCCGUGGGAUAUAUCUUCCCGGCGUCGCAGAGAAUUUGGUGAAAGAUGGAGACCCCGACAUAAGCGACGAACUGAUCAAGAAUAUUAACACUGAAAAUAUCCGACAAAAUUUGAGGAUGCUGACGGAUAAACCGCAUUUAGCUGGAACGGAACAGAAUCAUGAGCUUGCCAGAAAACUCAAGGAACAUUGGGAUAAUGUUGGUCUGGACCAGGCGACCUUGACCCCGUACAAUGUCAUGUUGUCCUAUCCGAACAUGAGUGACCUGAAUUAUGUGGAAAUUCUAGAUGAAAAUAAUCAGACGAUAUAUAAAUCAAAUUUGAGAGAACCAACUCUUACUCCAGAAGAAAACAAAACUGGCAUUGUUCCGCCGUUUAAUGCUUAUUCGGCUCCCGGGGACAUUUAUGGAACGCUUGUUUAUGUGAACUAUGCAAGAGUUGAGGACUUUGAGUAUCUAGAGAAAAACAAAAGCAUCAACAUUACAGGGAAAAUAGCGUUUGCAAGAUACGGGAAAAUCUUCAGAGGAGACAAGGUAAAGGAAGCGACACGCAGAGGUGCCAUCGGUAUAAUUUUAUUCAGUGAUCCUGAUGACGUCACAGAUGGUGACAUAACAAACGUUUAUCCAAAGGACUGGUGGCUUCCGGAGACUGGUACCCAGCGAGGAGUCAUUUAUAUCGCCAAAGGAGACCCGUUAACGCCCGGGUACCCAGCAACUGAAAACGCCUAUCGUGAGCUUCCGCCAGACAUGCCUAAAAUUCCUUGUCAUCCAAUUGGAUAUGGCAUCGCCAUUAAACUUAUGAGGGAGCUUGUAGGCCAAGAAGUUCCGGAAGACUGGCGCGGAGGUAUGAACGUUACUUACAGAUUUGGCGAUGGCUUUUUAAAACGCCUAAAUGGUAUGCAAGCACACAUCAAAGUAACUACAAGCAACAAGAUGGUGACAGCUUAUAAUGUGAUAGGAGUCAUCCGGGGAUCUAUAGAGCCAGAUCGCUACGUGCUGAUUGGUAACCAUAGAGACGCGUGGGUGUUCGGUGCUCUUGACCCGUCUAGCGGUACAGCUGUCAUGAUGGAAGUGUCACGUGUGAUGGGACAGCUCGUUAAGUCUGGGAAAUGGCGACCUCGCCGGUCUAUAAUGUUUUGUAGUUGGGGAGCGGAAGAAUACGGACUGAUAGGUUCCACGGAAUGGGUUGAGCACUACGUGAAGAAUCUUGGAGCACGUGCAAUCGGGUAUCUGAAUGUAGAUGUCGCUGUGUGGGGAAACUUUUCUCUGAACGCGGAAGGGACUCCACAAUUGUAUCAUUCUUUGCUAAAAGCUACUAAAAAGAUUCCUAACCCAAACAGUGACGAAAUAGCGGCAGGACGAAAGACUAUCUAUGACACGUGGUAUAAUGUGUCUCCGGACCCAAAAUUUGGACGACCAAAAAUCAAUAUACCAGGGUCCGGAAGUGACUAUGCUCCAUUCAGAGACAGACUGGGCCUUCCGAUUAUCGAUCUCCAUUUUAAAUACAAUAAAAAAUUGAAAGUUUCAAUUUAUCCAAUGUACCAUACGGCAUAUGAGACAUUUUAUCUUGUUGAUAAAAUAAUGGAUCGUGGAUUUAAGUAUCACACGGCGCUAAGUCAGUUAUUGAGUGAAAUGGCGAGAGACUUGGCUGAUAGUUUGAUACUACCCUUCAAUGUUUCCGACUACUCGGCUGUCAUGGCAGAUCUUGGACAAACAUUGAUAACAAAAUAUGGUCAACAACUGAAUGACCACGGUCUAAAUACAUCACUCCUAGAAUCAGCUAUAAACAACUUUACAAAUGCUGCAGACGACUUCCAGAAUAGCAUGAAGAAUGCAAACUUAAAAGACCCAUUUGUUGCCCGUCGUAUUAACGACCAACUAAUGCAGCUUGACAGAGCGUUUAUGGACCCUGCUGGUCUGCCAGGGCGUGAAUUUAAAAGACAAAUCUUAUUCGCGGAAAGUUCUGUAAAUGCGUACUCUGGAAGCAGCUUUCCGGGAAUUACUGACGCUUUGGAAGAAAUCAAUAUCGGACGUGAUGUGGAUAAACAGUGGACAAUCGUCAAGAAACAUUUUUCUGUAGUUUUAUUUACAAUUCAGUCUGCAUCUACUACUAUAAUGGACGUCACAAAUUUUAUGUUUAAUUAUUAAUUAUAAAUCUUAAUAUAUUUCAUAGGAACUUUAUAUAUUUUAUAUACUUGCAUCACAUACAUGAAUGUAAUAAUUAUUAGACUUAGACUUGUGUAAUAUAAAUAGUUUUUAGUAUGAUAAAAAAUAUAUUUUGAAACUUAUUGUCAAAAUGUGAAUUUAUAUAUUUAUAUAUAUAUUUAUAUAUAUUUUAUUGUUAUCCAUUCUUGUAGUAUACAUGUACAUAGAUCUAUAUAUUUCAUA
Ruditapes philippinarum (Manila clam) is the source of this 2782-nucleotide messenger RNA. Its product is annotated as N-acetylated-alpha-linked acidic dipeptidase 2-like. The coding region runs from base 248 to 2542 and encodes 764 amino acids. NCBI's taxonomy places the organism in Eukaryota, Metazoa, Mollusca, Bivalvia, Venerida, Veneridae. The record is from RefSeq and is a predicted model, not a curated record. The transcript has 18 exons. Gene Ontology annotation, molecular function: carboxypeptidase activity.